AUGACACAUCAAUCUUCAGCUCAAAGAAUUGUUUACCCACCAAACUCAUUUUACCCAGAAACACUUCCACAGCCAACUACCUCUUCCCCAUCUCGUCCACCCCAACCACAAACACAAUCAGCUCAAGUUCUUCCUGGAACAUUUCCAGCACCGGCUCGUGGCACAUAUCAUCAACAACAACUACCUCCAGGCCAACACACUAGAGCUCGCCCAGACAUCGCAAAUGGUUUACUAAAAAAAGAAAUGUACGAGUAUAAGGCUCCAUGGCCUGUGUACGGUUUAGAUUGGUCUAAGCGACCCGGUGAAAAAGCUUUUAGAUUGGCCCUGGGAAGUUUCAUUGAAGAUUCUUCUAAUAAGCUGCAAAUUAUUACGCUGUCCGAGCUGGCUUAUGAUGACCCUUACCUUCGACCUUCUAAUACUGACUUUGUAAAAAUCGCCGAAACUGACCAUCAUUACCCAAUUACUAAAGUAUUAUGGGAGCCAUUCAGGGGGGGAUUAAAUACUCCCGACUUAUUAGCUACAGCUGGUGAUCAUUUGCGAUUGUGGGAAAUUACAGAUGAAAUAAUUAAUCCAAGUAACACUAUUGGUGCUAAUAAUCACACAGGAUUCAGACAAAAAAAAUUAAUUCACAAGAUUAUGUUGUCCAAUACAAAAGCUGAUUUCAAUGCUCCACUCACAUCCUUUGAUUGGAAUGAACUUGAUCCAACGUUGGCGGUUACAUCAAGCAUUGAUACGACCUGUACCGUUUGGAAUGUUGAGACUAAACAAGCAAAGACGCAACUUAUUGCUCAUGAUAAAGAAGUUUAUGAUGUAGCAUUUGCGACUGGCUCUACCGAUAUCUUUGCCAGUGUUGGUGCAGAUGGAAGUGUUAGGAUGUUCGAUUUGAGAUCGCUGGAACAUUCCACUAUUAUAUAUGAAACGCCUAUACCAAAUCCUUCACAAGUUAACAUGUCUGUUUCCAACCCAACUCAACCCUCUCCAUUACUCAGGUUAUGUUUUAAUAAAAUCGAGUCACAAUAUUUGGCCACCUUUCACAUGGACUCUGCGGACGUUCAAAUAUUAGACGUGAGAGUUCCCGGUGUUCCUGUUGCAGAAUUAAGGGGUCAUUCGUCGACUGUUAAUUGUGUCAAUUGGGCACCACAUCAUAGUGGACAUCUCUGCAGUGGCGGAGAUGAUUCCCAAGUGCUGGUUUGGGAUAUAAAUAUCAUGUCGCAUAAUGGUGGUGUCAACAGAUACAAUCAAGAUCCAAUCUUAGCUUAUAAAGCUGCUAAUGAAAUUAGUCAAUUAAGUUGGAGUUGCAAGUGCCCUGAAUGGGUAGCGAUUGGAUUUGGAAAUACAGUACAGGCCUUGAGAGUGUAA
Funneliformis mosseae is the source of this 1359-nucleotide messenger RNA. The record is from the annotation of a GenBank genome assembly. NCBI's taxonomy places the organism in Eukaryota, Fungi, Glomeromycota, Glomeromycetes, Glomerales, Glomeraceae.